Molecule: messenger RNA, 539 nt
Organism: Mycetomoellerius zeteki
Lineage: Eukaryota; Metazoa; Arthropoda; Insecta; Hymenoptera; Formicidae
Exons: 1
Biological process (GO): deoxyribonucleotide biosynthetic process
Cellular component (GO): cytosol
Molecular function (GO): ribonucleoside-diphosphate reductase activity, thioredoxin disulfide as acceptor
Source: RefSeq, a predicted model, not a curated record
AUGGAGAGUUCGCAAUGGAUUUAUUACAAACCCGUAACUUCGCUCGCGGACGACUCGCCCAUAGAAUUCGUCAUUCCAGGACAUGGAGAAGACUAUCUGGAUCUCACUCACACCAUGUUGAGCCUUCGCAUACGCGUAGAAAGCGAAAGCGGAGAGAGCACAUCGGUCGCACCCGACGACAUGGCAAAAGUAGGACCCGUAAAUCAUCUACUGCAUUCCAUGUUCAACCAAAUCGACGUAUAUUUCAAUCAAAAGCUCGUGUCGCCGCCAAACAACGCUUACGCGUACCGCGCGUACAUCGAGGCCUUAUUAAAUUUUGCUUCACCCGCAAAAACUUCCCAUCUAACCUCCUGCUUAUGGGACGCGGAUAUCCCCGGAUACAUGGACGACACUUUAGACGCGUCAACCUCAAAUUCGGCGCUCGCGAGACGCGCAAAAUACAUUCAAGGGAAUCGCGCGCUAGAUCUCAUAGGUCACCUUCACUGCGACGUUUUCAAUCAAGAUAAAUUUUUAAUUAACGGAGUGGAAGUUAGAAUGAG